CGGAACGAGCUUCUCGGCGACAGAGCGUGGUUGCGUUGCCCGGGCUUGAGCCGGUGUUGGCAAAGCAGUAAUUUGAACUGUCUACCCGGAGCGAAUGAGCCCAGGGGGAGCCAUGGAGGGCCAGAGCGUGGAGGAAUUGCUGGCAAAGGCGGAGCGGGACGAGGCAGAGAAGCUGCAGCGCAUCACGGUGCACAAAGAGCUGGAGCUGGAGUUCGACUUGGGUAACCUGCUGGCCUCAGACCGGAACCCCCCGACGGGCCUGCGGCGCGCGGGACCCACGCCGGAGGCUGAGCUGCAGGCCCUGGCGCGGGACAACACGCAGCUGCUCAUCAACCAGCUGUGGCAGCUGCCCACGGAGCGCGUGGAGGAGGCGCUGGUGGCGCGGCUGCCGGAGCCCACCACUCGCCUGCCGCGCGAGAAGCCGGUGCCCCGGCCGCGGCCGCUUACUCGCUGGCAGCAGUUCGCACGCCUCAAGGGCAUCCGUCCCAAGAAGAAGACCAAUCUGGUGUGGGACGAGGUGAGUGGCCAGUGGCGACGCCGCUGGGGCUACCAGCGCGCCCGCGACGACACCAAGGAAUGGUUGAUCGAGGUGCCCGGCGGUGCCGACCCCUUAGAGGACCAGUUCGCCAAGCGGAUCCAGGCUAAGAAGGAACGGGUGGCCAAGAAUGAGUUGAACCGACUGCGUAACCUGGCUCGCGCGCACAAGAUGCAGCUGCCCAGCGCGGCUGGCAUGCAUCCUACGGGACACCAGAGUAAGGAGGAAUUGGGCCGCGCCAUGCAGGUGGCCAAGGUCUCCACCGCCUCAGUGGGGCGUUUCCAGGAGCGCUUGCCCAAGGAGAAGGCCCCCCGGGGCUCCGGCAAGAAGAGGAAGUUUCAACCCCUUUUUGGGGACUUUGCAGCGGAGAAAAAGAGCCAGUUGGAGCUGCUGCGGGUGAUGAAGAGCAAAAAGCCUCGGCUGGACGUGACAAGGGCCACCAAUAAACAGAUGAGGGAGGAGGACCAGGAGGAGGCUGCCAAGAGGAGGAAAAUGAGCCAGAAGGGCAAGAGAAAGGGGGGCCGGCAGGGUCCUGAGGGCAAAAGGAAAGGUGUCCCGCCCAGCCAGGGAGGGAAGAGGAAAGCGGGCUUGGGAGGCAAGAUGAAUUCUGGGCCGCUUCCCUUCGGCGGCAAGAGGAAAGGAGGGCAACACCAAGGAGGAAAGAGAAGGAAAUAAUUUUCACCCUCGGACCCGUCUGUAAACGUUAAAUUCUAGUUACGGGGGGGGGGGGGGACGGGGGGUUGUUGAAAAAGGGGGCCGCUGCCUUCACUGAGCUUGAGGUUGAAGGGAUAGGCUGCCGACCCCCAAGAUAGUAUGUAAAUGUUGGACUCUACAAAUUAAUGUUUUUCCCACAACCAGGAAUUUGGCUGGAGAUUAAAGGAUGUAUUUGAGGACAUAAGAAAACGGGAAAGAAUUUGGUGGAAACAGAAUGAGUUCUAUUUUUAAACGGACAUCUUUUUUUCUUUUUAACUUUGGAUAUAUUGUGAGAGAGUUGGUCAUCUUUCAGACUUAAAAUUGAUUUCUGCAUUAUUUUUAUAACAAGGGAGUGUAUCACACGGGGGAACGGAAAGAUUACAUUUUCAAAACUGGACUUAUAAGUAACUCUUAUGAAGGUUGUUUAAUAAAAGUGUGUAUCUACUGUUACUUUUGA
Zalophus californianus (California sea lion) is the source of this 1685-nucleotide messenger RNA. It is a transcript of the gene RRS1, whose product is annotated as ribosome biogenesis regulator 1 homolog. The record is from RefSeq and is a predicted model, not a curated record. Gene Ontology annotation, biological process: ribosomal large subunit biogenesis; ribosome biogenesis; ribosomal large subunit export from nucleus. NCBI's taxonomy places the organism in Eukaryota, Metazoa, Chordata, Mammalia, Carnivora, Otariidae. Gene Ontology annotation, molecular function: protein binding. Gene Ontology annotation, cellular component: nucleus; preribosome, large subunit precursor; nucleolus. The transcript has a single exon. The coding region runs from base 95 to 1210 and encodes 371 amino acids.